Messenger RNA from Uloborus diversus, 2051 nucleotides. RefSeq names its product RCC1 and BTB domain-containing protein 1-like. Gene Ontology annotation, molecular function: protein binding. The coding region runs from base 118 to 1713 and encodes 531 amino acids. Lineage: Eukaryota; Metazoa; Arthropoda; Arachnida; Araneae; Uloboridae. The record is from RefSeq and is a predicted model, not a curated record. The transcript has 15 exons.
UUUGCACUUCGCUUUGUCUUUAAAUGUUGCUUUACAAAGACAAACUUGUUCUUGCUACGUUCUUUUGGAAGCAGUAAUUUUAAAUGUUAUGGUAUUCUUUUCCAUCCUUUGCAAGAAAUGUCUGGGAUUGAUAAAUGGUUAAUCUUCAGUAUUUUAGAACCAGAAUUUAUUUCAAGCAUAAAACUUGCUUGCGUGUUUGGAAGUUCUGGAAAUGAAGCUCUUAUUAUAAAUAAAGAUGAUGACGUUUAUGCUUUAGGCUCUAACUGCAGUGGUUGUUUAGGUUUAGGUGAUUCUCAUGGAAGUUUAGAACCCAGAAAAGUGGAAAGCUUGUGCAAGAAAAGCAUUCAGAGUUUUGCUUAUGGCAGUGGUCCUCAUGUGUUGGCGAUUGCUGAAGGUGGAGAACUUUAUAGUUGGGGUCACAAUGGAUAUUGUCAACUUGGGAAUGGUGGAACGAAUCAAGGUCUUAGUCCUUGCCUUAUCAAUACAAAUCUGAUUGGGAGAAAAGUCAUUGAAGUUGCUUGUGGGAGCCAUCAUUCAAUGGCUUUGACUUCUGAGGGUGAAGUAUAUUCUUGGGGUCAAAAUAACUGUGGUCAAGUUGGUCUUGGGACUACAACAAAUCAGCCUACUCCUCGAAAAGUCACUGCUGGAAUUGGAUCUAGAAGGUGCAUUUCUAUUGCUUGUGGACAAACUUCUUCCAUGGCAGUUUUGGAUAAUGGAGAAGUGUAUGGUUGGGGUUAUAAUGGAAAUGGACAGCUUGGAAUAGGAAAUAAUGCAAAUCAAGCAAAUCCAUAUCGUGUGUCCAAUCUUCAAGGAACUGUUAUUCAAAAAAUAGUUUGUGGCUAUGCUCAUACAAUGGCUUUGUCCGAUGAAGGUAUAUUGUAUGCAUGGGGUGCUAAUUCCUAUGGUCAACUUGGCACAGGUAACAAAGCAAAUCAAGUAUUGCCUGUUAAAAUUGCUUUUGAGAUAGGAAGAGUUGUUGAAAUUGCUGCUUCACACUACAACCACAUAUCUGCUGCUUUAACACAGACAUCAAAAGUUUAUAUGUGGGGCCAAUGUCGUGGACAAGCUGUAACAUCACCAGCUGAAACACCUUUUCAUUCCUUACAUGAUGUCUUCACAUGUUUUGCAUCUCCUGCUGUGACUUGGAGACCUAUGGAUUUAGAUGUUGUCUUAACUAAUAGAGUGGCUGAUAGUUUAAGACAAGCUUUUGAUGAAGAAGAAACAAGUGAUUUGAAAUUUAACGUUGAUGGAAAACUAAUAUUUGUCCAUAAAUCUAUCUUAAAAAUUAGAUGUGAGCAUUUUAGAUCUAUGUUUCAGUCGCACUGGGGAGAAGAUGAAAAAGACACUAUUGACAUCACUCAGUUUUCAUAUCCUGUGUAUCGGGCAUUUUUGAAGUACUUAUAUACUGAUGAAGUUGAUUUACCUCCUGAAGAUGCUAUUGGUCUUUUGGAUCUUGCCAAUUCAUAUUGUGAGGUGCAAUUAAAACGACAUUGUGAAUGCAUUAUCAAGCAUGGUAUCACUGUAGAGAAUGUUGCAAUGCUUUAUGCUGCUGCAAUAAAAUAUACUGCAAAGGAAUUGGAAGAUUUUUGUUUUGGAUUUGCCUUAAAUCAUCUUACUGCUGUUGCACAAACUGAGGCAUUUAAUAAACUUGAUGAGCCUACUUUGAAAAAUUUCAUAUCUAAAGCUGCUCGUCAUGGAGCAUUUAAGUACUGACAAAGAGUUGGAACUAGGCUUUUAAAAUACAUUUGAAAAAGAACCUUAAACAAGUUGAAAAGAAGAUUUAUUUUAUGCUUUUUGAAUGAAGUUUUUAAGUUUCUUGUGAUAUGCUGGUACAUACAUUCAAUCAAGCCUUGAAACUAUUAGUUGCAUCUCUAUAAAUGACAAAAGUACAAACUUAGUAAACAUUAUGGUGUGGUACUUAAAGCUUAUUGCUGACUUCAUUUUGAAGGAAAUUCAUCUUUUAUAAGUCUAUUUGUCGUGUGUAAUAAAAAAUGUUCUUUUAAGAGCCUGGUUCCAGAGGAAAAUAUGUUGAUCAUAUAAGUAAUAGUGAA